AUGAGCAAGGGAGACAAUACCACCUUGACCACCACCACCACAGCUGAUGACCACAACUCCGACCACCAAGGCAGUCCAAAGAGCUCGACACUCAUCAUCGCCGGGUACACAUGCAUCGGAAAGACGACCUUCACGAACAAGAAGGAGCUGUGGAGAGACCUCGGCGUGUCUGAGGUCGUAGACUUGGACUCGAGCACGUACAGCCGGGAGCCAGAUUUCCCACACAACUACCUCAAGGCUAUACGACAAAAAGCAGACGAGGACGGAGUCCGCGUGGUCCUGGUCGCGACGUUCCCCGGCGUCGCUACCAAAUUGAAGGAGGAAGGGUACUACGUCGCGCAGAUCUACCCGCAGAAAGACUCAAAAGAGCAGUGGCUGCAGAGGUUAGAGGCCCGCGAGAAGGAGGGCAAAGAGUCGCGGCUCUAUAAGCUGGUCGAGAAGAACUGGGAUAUUUGGUUUGACGAUAUGGGCAGGAGGGACGUGUCGAAAUCGGUCACGGUCUGCUCAGAGGAUUACUUGAGUACUGUCAUUGGCGAAAUAUGUCGGGCGUUCAUGGAGUCACGAAAAGACCCGAGGCCAACUCGGGAAGAAAUAUGA
Molecule: messenger RNA, 597 nt
Organism: Cryphonectria parasitica EP155
Lineage: Eukaryota; Fungi; Ascomycota; Sordariomycetes; Diaporthales; Cryphonectriaceae
Exons: 1
Coding region: 1-597 (198 amino acids)
Source: RefSeq, a predicted model, not a curated record